GUGUAACCUCAACGCCUCCUCAUCUGAGGUUGGAUAAUUAAUUAACUGAAGAAGUACGUACAGGGCUAGGGCUGGAGCACAGCUAAAGUCCCAAAGAGUCAGUGGUGCAGUACGUGCUGCAGUCCAGAGGCGUACAAUGGAUCUGAGCCGAAGUCACAACAAGCUGUUACACUACCUCCUGUUCAUGUGCAAGCAGUUGCUACGGAAUCGAUUAGCCACCUGUCUCACCGUACUACUCAUCAUCACUGCCGCACUGUUACUGAACGUCUCCGUGAUCAAACAAACGACCUCUGACCCCAAGACCACCCCCACCCAAACACACACCACUGACGAUAAACCUCCUGUUUUCUGGAUCUACCACAAAACAGAGCAACCCUUGAGUCAUGUGAUAAGUGUAUUUCGUCGACUAGGUUACGUACAGGGCGGCCAACGAGACAGUUGGGAUGUACUGUGGUCUUACGAAUACCCGUACCGUUCUCUACCGACAAGUUUCUGGGCAGGGCUUAAACCACAUCAAAGGGUGAAUCAUUUCCCCGGCUCUGGUUGUUUUGCGUUCAAGCCUCAAUUAGCUACAAUGAAAUUCGAGUUCAUCCCUAAAGCAUUUCAGCUCCCCAAACAAGCCGAGGAGUUUGUUACCGAGGCAACGGCUCAUCCGGAACAGCUGUGGAUAAAAAAAGACAACAACCACCGAAGAAUAAAAAUAGUCACUGAUAUUAAGAGUGUUAAUGUACAUGGAGAAGGAUCUUUUAUUCAGCAGUUCAUUGGAAAUCCUUUACUUAUCGAUGGAAGGAAGUUUGAUAUUGGUGUGUACACAGUCAUUACCUCGGUGGAUCCCCUCAGGGUGUACACGUACAGUGGAGAGGUGUUAGUGCGAUUCUGUUCAGAAGAUUACGAACCUUUUGAUGUGCACAAAGUUAAGAAGUACGUGGUGGAUGACGAGUACACACGACCCUCAGAGGUCAAAUCGAUAGCUUCCUUGCUUACCAAACAGUCGCUCAGUAACAAAGAAGCUCUCAACGUUGUCCUGAAGAAAAAAGGGCAUCCAUCUAAUGACUUGUGGGAGCAGGUGGAUCGUGCUAUUCAGGAGGUGCUACUGAGAUGUGAGCCUAACAUUAUCAGUAAGCUGUCCAUGCCGACCAGGCAUUUUUUUGAGCUGGUAAGAUUCGAUUUUGUGAUUGAUGACAAAUUCAAAGUAUGGCUAAUGGAGGUUAACAUGUCUCCAAACCUCUCCUCUGAUCAUUUCUCUGAGAACAGGCUGAUGUAUGAGCAGGUGGUGUACAACACUCUCUCGCUGACUGGCCUUGCUCGACCACUCACCUCGGGCAUACGCUACAAUGGAGAGUACGAGAGUGUCAUGUUGGUUAGUGAGGCUGAUGUCCAGGUACCUCUGGAAGUGUGUCUGGACACAACCUGUGCUCAGUGCACAGAGAAAAAGGAGUGUGCGCUGUGCCACCACUGUAGGAGUCAAGACGUCUCGUUCAGCCUCAAAAUGGCUUUCCUAGAGCAUGUCAACAGACGAGGCUUCACACGAGUAUACCCACCUCCUGUACACAGCGGCUCAGUAACGGAGGACCUAUCACAUGCUAAUCACAUGAUGAGCUUGUGGUACGAAGAAAAAUGUCGAACUGAACAUUCAUGGUGUUUUUAAUUACAUUCGAACUAUUUUAGUCAUUCAACAAAUUAAAUUUAUUUUUAACAAGAUAAUGGGAGUAAAUAAUUAUAA
Halichondria panicea is the source of this 1723-nucleotide messenger RNA. RefSeq names its product probable tubulin polyglutamylase ttll-15. The transcript has 12 exons. Lineage: Eukaryota; Metazoa; Porifera; Demospongiae; Suberitida; Halichondriidae. The coding region runs from base 137 to 1648 and encodes 503 amino acids. Gene Ontology annotation, biological process: protein modification process. The record is from RefSeq and is a predicted model, not a curated record.